Molecule: messenger RNA, 6332 nt
Organism: Parus major (Great Tit)
Lineage: Eukaryota; Metazoa; Chordata; Aves; Passeriformes; Paridae
Gene: TNFRSF8
Product: TNF receptor superfamily member 8
Exons: 14
Coding region: 2924-4384 (486 amino acids)
Molecular function (GO): protein binding
Source: RefSeq, a predicted model, not a curated record
CAGCUACUUCUGAGCAGCUGCCUGAGGCUGGAUAAAGUCAUGUCCAGGAUCAGUAGUGCAUCUCCCACCUCAACUGAGUAACCAGCAGUGUAGCAUUAACUCUGAAUUAAUGGAACGUGCUGGUGUAAUUUGGGAAGCUGUGUAUCCUGUGAAUGGCUGGCUCUGGGUGUGCUCAUCUCACUUCUCUUCUGCCUGAUGUUUUGGUAGUAAAGCUGGUGGUUUAGUUCCCCUUCCUGAUUACUACAUGUAUGUAACACUGAUUCAUGAGAUGGGAAAUGCAGCUUUGCUUAAUGAGGCAAAUUAGAUGCAGUAAAUUACGUAUUUGUGAUUGAUUUGAACAGGGAAAUGGAGUUCAGCUGUUAAAAUACAGCUCCCACCUUCUUCUCAGAACCAGUGUUAGAUGGCCUUUAGUGUUUGUUUGCCUUCUCUUGAGAUCAUUUUCGUGGUGUCUCAGGUUCAGGUGUUUCUUGCUGUCAGUACAUUAUAAGAAUUAAUAUCAAGAGUUUUGAAUUAUUGUAGUGCUGAUUUCUGUGUUCUGUUUUGUUAUGAGCACAUCAAGCAGUGACUCUCCCCAGAACUCCCAGGUGAAACAGCUGCAUGUGGCUUGAACUUGCUUUUUGAAUCAUUUGCAAACUUUGAUUUUGGGGGCUUUCAUCUCUUUGGAACUUGUGUUUUCAAAGUCCAUAAAAAUUUGUUUGCAGAAUGUCUCAAAUUUGAAAACACAAGAGAAGUUCUGCCCCUUUUCUUUGGAGUCAAACCCCUCAAUUGCACCAGCUCCCUGGAUAAUGGCUGAUCUAAACUAAGGACUUGGUUUUCUCCCUUCCAUUGGUUUCUGCAGAGCAAGACUGCCAGGCAGAGGAAAAACACCCUAAAUUUUUAGGGCUGAGAUGCUUAAUUAAUCAAAGAAAAGAAGUUUUACAGCCUUUGGAAAAACCUACAUCCUGAAAAUCUUCCCCUUUGAUUCUUUCACAAAAAUUAUUUGAUAUUUCCCAAGUUUCUUUUGUUCAUGUUCACACAGGAAAGUUCAUCUGGCUUCUGUUGUAAAGCUUUAAAGCUUUAAAACUCAGCUUUUAGGUGAGGAGAACCAGAGUAUCAAGAAGGGAUAUGAGCUACCCAAAAGGUCUGUGACACUAUGGGGAACUAUGAGUUUCACUUCUGUGUUUUAACCACCUGGCCAGUCUUCCCCAAACUUUUUUAUUUUCUUUUUGGGAUUAAAAUGUAUAGAAUGAGAGCUCUUGGUGCUUUUUCUAAUUGCUUUACCAAGAGCUUUUUCUAUGGAGAAUGACCAUGUGGAAGUACAGCACCCUUCCAGAAGCUGCAGUCAGAAUUACUGAAAGUACAGACAUGGUGUGAUCUCUCAUCUAAGGUCAUUUCUCUCUCUCCCUCUCUGUCUCUCCCAGCCUGUGGGCAUAGUAAUUCUGUGAUAUGGUUUUGGUUUCUUUCAUGGAAGCCUCGUCUUUCUUGAGAGAACUGAGUUCUGUGUCAGCUCUUCUCAUUUUUCAGUCUGACUCAAAAUCUACUUUAGUUUUGAUGCUACUAUGGGGGCAGUAAAAGACAUUUUAUACAGAUUUUUUUUGUUGUUGUUGCAUUAGUUAUUUUAUCCCCUUAUGCAAGGCAGUACUAUUAGUUGAGAUAAUGAAAACAAAGGUAUAAGAUUUUUUAUCCACAUAAGAUCUUUCUAAAUGACAUGUAGAAGUGUAAGUGGAACUUAGGUUAUCUUUAUUAUUAAUGUGCUAAACUCUUUUUUUUCCUGAUGGUAGCCAAUUUUAAGCCAUUGCUACAUUUUAACAAGAGUGCAACAAGAGCUUUAAACCAUCUUCAUUGUUGAUCACAGUGGACAAAUACACCAAGGUAAAUUUCUGAAUUAAGGCAGCUCUCAGAUCAUGUUCUCAAGAGCACCUGCAGUGUAUUUAACCCAUUAAAGUGACAUAAUUAAACAGAUUGACAAAUAUUUAAUACUAAAAAUGAGCAGUGUAUGUGCCAGCAGAUAAAUAUCAGUACCAGAGUGGCACAGAGGGACAGAAUUUUGCCAAUCUCUGGCAUAAAUGAGGUUCUAUUUCUUCUUUCAUGUAGGAUUUCAAACACUGUGUCAGCUACAGGCAGUUCAAACCCUGAUGGAUGUGUGAUGUAUCUCAGUGAGAUCCCAGUGCUGCUCUCCCUCCCGUCUGUCCUCUGGGCUGUGGAAGGAUUUACUGAGAAGUUCAGUGUUUGGCUUUUCUUACAAUGCCUAAAAUCAGCAGGAUCCUGCGUGCUGUGCUGUUAUCACAGUGUCACCAUCCAUCCCCAGAACAGCUCUUUGAUGGCUAAAAUGCCUAAAUAGAUCAAGAAAGGCUGCAAGAUUAAUUCUUGGCAUUCUUCCUCUCCAUUUCUUGUUUUUCUUCUUUUAAACAUGAGAUUCUUUGCACUUUUCAUUGCAGGAAAUGCCUUAAUUUCCCUUCUCUUUAAGGUAUGUGGUAUCUCAGCCAGCCCUGUUUUGGUACUCCUGGGGCUCCUUGGGAAGUUUCAAGCUCUGGUGUUGUUUCACCUGGCUAAUGAGCAAGAAUUUGGUGAUUUUUUUGUCAGCAUGCUGCUGACAAAAUGCUCUUGAUGUUGUUUCACCAGUCCUACAAGUAUGAGCCAGAGCCAGGUGAUUUAUAGGGAUCCUUGGAGCACACAGAAUGCCAGAUGGAAAGUGCCAAAGAUGCACACAGAACAUAAAGCAGGGCAGAUAAGGAGGCUUCAUGGCAUCUUCAACCAACUGAAAUAUUUCCAGGCAUCAGAACAACAACCAGAGUAACAAAUGGAACUGGAAUGUCUCUGGACUGAAUGAACAGGCAAGGAGCAUGACUUGGUGGGACCCUGGAAGGGUCUCAGCCUCCGGAAGGAACAACCUGUCAGUGUCACCUGCGAUGCUGGGAGCCAGAGACAUUUAACAGCACCUCAGAUGGCUGCCUGCAGCCUGCCCCUGGCACUGGGGCUCCUGCUGCUCCUCCAGGACAUCCACACAGCCCCACAGACAUCAUUAACCCCACCUCAUUCCUGUGACACACAAGAGAAUUGGUUCUAUGAUGAAACUUCACAAAACUGCUGUUUCCAGUGUCCCUCAGGCUAUGUUAAAAAGAAAGCAUGUCCUCAAGAUCCAGCUGAAGACUGCAUGACAUGUGGACCUGAUCAAUAUUUGAACAAUGUGUCCCCAAAGCCACGAUGUGAUGCCUGUGUGUCAUGCUCAAAAGACACGGACCUUGUGGAGAAGCAGCCCUGCUCCUUCAACUCCAGCCGCACGUGCGAGUGCCGGCCCGGCCUGUUCUGCAGGAUGACUGUGGAGAACACCUGCACUCGCUGCCAGCUCCACUCUGCUUGCAGGCCUGGCUUUGGAGUCAAAACCAGGGGCACCUCAACAAAUGAUGUCACUUGUGAAGAGUGCCCUCCUGGGACCUUCUCUGAUCAAAACUCCAGCACUGACACCUGCAAACCCCACACCAACUGUGCCAAGCUGAACAAAGUAACGCUAAGGAAAGGAAAUGCCACACAUGAUCAAGUUUGCCUGGACCAGCUGCCCACUUACCUCACCCCGAGCACUUUGUCUAUGAGAUUCAGCAAUGAAACAAAUAACUUUGACCUGAGGAUGUUCAAGGAGAACCUGGUGACCUCUGCUAGUGGUGACCUUCUAAGUGUCACAACAACUGAAAAUCCCAGUUCGACCCCUGAGGAGAAAGCCCAGGCUGGCACUUCUCCCACCUCAGCUAAGGGGGAGAUGACAACAGGAGGUGUAGUGCUGUGGGCAGUGGUUCUCUCUGUGGCAGUGCUUCUUGGGGCCAUGCUGAUAUUUUGGAAAUGGAAGGUUUGCAAGAAGAGGAUCCUCGUCCUCAGAAGAAAGGCACAUCUGGACUCGGUCAUUGCUCACAAAUACACGCUCAAAUCUCAAGGUUCGGAUCUCGUGAACAAAUGUGCAAAGAUCGUACUGACCACUGACAGUGGGCCAGAAGAGGAGGAGUUAAUUGACAGAGCCCUUCCUUUGGAAACCAACAAUAACUUGGUGUCCAGCACAGAAAAAGCACAAAGUCCUCACUGGGGUGUGACUGAUGUGACACCAAGCAGUGGGAAUGCCCCAGAUUGCCCUGUGGAUUCUCGAGUCAGAGACCACACAAAUAACAGAAUUGAAAAACUCUACAUCAUGAAGGCCGACACUGUUAUCGUGGGCUCUGUUUCAGAAGUGCCCAGUGGCAAGAACUGUGCUGUCAGAGGAUGUGAAAGUAACCUCGAUGCCCAGGAAAGCAUGGAAGAGGAACUGGAAAUGCAUUACCCAGAGCAGGAAACAGAGUCUUUUCCAGGGAAUGAUGUAAUGGUUCCUGUGGAAGAGGAAGGAAAGGAAUUUCACCACCCCACCACUGCCACUGAGAAGUGACAAGCCAGAGGUAGUGUGGGAAGAUCCAGAAUCACCCAGUGUGACACUAAGGCUGAAUUUAUGGCAAGGGAAAUAAACCCACUGUGCCUUAGAUUAUUGGGAAACUCCUGGAAAACACUGAAACACAUUCAAACCAGGAGAGCUAGAAGCUAUUUCAUCUAACAAAUGAGAGCAUCAUCCAAACUGCCUUCAAGCUGACAUCAAAUAUUUCUAUUUCCCUCUCUCCUGGUAUCACACUGAACACAAGUUUGAAUCAAAGCUGCAUAAUUUAGAGGACAUCUGGAUGUCAGCUGCAGUUUCACAGCUUGUUUUCUCAGUGUGAAGGAAUGGAUUGAAAUCUGUGUCUGGUUACUUCUAUUAGCUGUGGAAAUUCUGGCCAGGAUUCUGAGUCAAGCUUGAGACUCAGCCAUGUCUCUUAUGUUGUUUCUAUUCCAAUAUUUCCAAUUUUGUCAUUUAUUUUGCAAUAUCUGGUAUUUUCUCAAGGUUUCAAAUAGGCUUUUGAUUGAAAAUGAGAAUAAUCUUAGCUUUCCUUAGCAUAAACAUAGCUCUCAAGUUUGUGGACUUCAUAUUUCUUGAGGAAUUAGGAUCAAAAGGUGCCACACAGGCUCUGAAAAUAGAAGGCAAAUAAAAUUAAUUGUACUUUAGGCCAUUCUUUCUAGGUUUUGAAGUCUGAUUCUUAUUUUUUUGACUACAUCAGAUCAUGAGUAAGUGGACAAAACAGCCUCUUCUGAUGGAAGCCAAAACAAACAUUUGGCUUUUGGAUGAACUGUGGGUUAAGCCAAAUGUGGAGCCUGUAAAAAGAGAAAUGAAGAGAUUAUUUUUCUACUGAAAAAGAGACACAACAGUUAAUUCCUAUAACAUUGUUAAUAUCUACUUGUUUUAGAAUUGUUCAUAAUAGUCAGGGUGACACUGAUUUGCAUAUCCUUUAAAAACAAACCUGUUUGGUGGCCAACUGGCACGUGUUAUGCUAUUUUUAAAUCUUUUGUGCUGUUUGUUCAAUGUAAUAAUGCUGACUGUACUUUUACACAGGACAAUGGAAAAUGAGCAAUGUGACAAAGUGUUUCUUAAUAAUCAAAAAAAAGGAACCACAAAACCCAUUACUUGCUUUUCAGCUUUGUACCAGCUGCAUGACUUCUGUCUUAGAGCUCACACAGGGGCAUAAAAACAUAAAAACACCUUCUUGGGCCAGCCUGGAGCUUGAGCCCCACAUUUCAUCUCUGCCAGUCACAGGAAGGGAUUUGUUAGGAAGACCAUGACUGCUGUUUGCACUCAUCAUAGUUCUGCAGUUGCAGCUGCCAAUGGAUUAAGGAUGUCAAAGAGUUUGACUCAGCCUUUAUUAUUCUCCAAUAUCACCGUUAGUUUUUCGUGUCUCUUUUGAAUUUCCAAAUACAAUCUGCCUCCAUAAGCACCUGUGGCAAAAGAGUACAGAUAUCAUGCACUGUGUAAAGGACUUUUAGCACUUUUAAACUGAAUGUCACUUGUUCUUACAGAAGUCAGUGAGUUGCUUUUUAUUUUUUUUUUCCAACCAAGUUGCUUUUGCGAUUGAUUGUAUCUCAGCUUUGAUUGAACUAAGCCUCAAAGAUGAGUUCCCAUCUUUCAUAUUAGUAUUCAUGUUAGUAUUACUCAUGUAAGUUUGAUGCUCCACUGCCUUGGUCACUUUAGUUCAUCUUUUCCACAUCUAUUUUAACUUCACUACAUACUUCAUUUUAGAGAACACCAAUUAGUGAAUCCAAAAACUGAAAAACCACAUUUACCUGGCUGUGAUUGUUUGGGGCUGUUCUGCAAUGACUGUAAUUGUGUAUUUCCACUCUGUAUAUUAAUUAAUCUUUUUUACUGGAACAGCUUUCUAAAAGAACCAUAUGCAUUGUAACCUGCUGGAUGUGUUAUAGUUAGUUGGUUUAAUAAUGCUGGUAAUCUGAAUUAAAAAUUAAAUGGAUUGAAGACAUGG